Messenger RNA from Teleopsis dalmanni, 2141 nucleotides. It is a transcript of the gene sra, whose product is annotated as protein sarah. Gene Ontology annotation, biological process: calcium-mediated signaling. The coding region runs from base 378 to 1220 and encodes 280 amino acids. Gene Ontology annotation, cellular component: nucleus; cytoplasm. NCBI's taxonomy places the organism in Eukaryota, Metazoa, Arthropoda, Insecta, Diptera, Diopsidae. Gene Ontology annotation, molecular function: calcium-dependent protein serine/threonine phosphatase regulator activity; nucleic acid binding. The transcript is spliced from 2 exons. The record is from RefSeq and is a predicted model, not a curated record.
UUGUCAAUCCAUUCGCAUUUGCAAAACAAUACGCAUAGAAAACGGUGGAGUUGAUAGCUGAGUGUUGUGAAAAAUUUUGCAAAAAUUCUAUAUAAUUGUACAUUAUAUAGGUGAUUAUUUACAUAUAAAAAAGAAGUGAGUGCUAAAAUAUGUAAAGAUGAAUUCGAUCAAACUUUAACAACGUGCGGUGUUAAACGUUCACAACUUUGUUGUUAAAAUUAGUGUGUCUUAAUAAUUGUAAAAACUGCCGCAAUUCAUUUUAUUAUAAGACUAAACACUACGAAUCCGGUGAAAUUGCAUUAAAAGCACAGUCAACAAAUUGUGUAAUAUAAAUAUUAUUGCAAAUUAAGUUAAUACAAAAAUCUAAGUAACACAAAAUGUUGUCUUCACCUUCGAAUUCACCACCUUCUUCCGAGCCGAAACAAAGCGACACAACAAGUGAUGCACACAAUUCGCCACAAUCACCGCAUACAAACCAUAAUCACAAUCAUAAUAAAAAAUUAAAAUCAGCAUGCAAUAGCACUGAUGGUGGCAGUGUUGAAAAAUUCUCACCUGACCAAGAUAUAUUUAUCAAUCCAGCUGAUGGCUUGCCAAGUCAGCAUCCCACAUUGCCAGAAGCUGAUAUUGAUAGUGAUGCUGAACCGGAAGUUGAUCCGGAUUCAUUUGAUGAUUUGCCUACAUCGAUUAUAGUGACCAAUAUACACUCCGAAGUGUUCACCAAUCCACAAUUAAAACAAGAGAUGGAAGAUCUAUUUCGAACAUUCAGCGAGUCAGCUACAUUUCAAUGGUUGCGCAGCUUCCGCCGUUUGCGUGUAAAUUAUGAUAACGCUGUUGCAGCAGCCAAUGCACGUAUUAAAUUGCAUCAGUAUGAGUUUAAUAAAAAAACUGUUAUAACAUGUUAUUUUGCACAACCUGUAACACCAGUUUCGAAUAAAAAUCUUCAACCACCAGCACCAGUUAAACAGUUCCUGAUUUCACCACCGGCAUCUCCCCCAGCAGGCUGGGAGCCACGUGAAGAAAAUGAGCCGCUUGUAAAUCAUGAUUUACUUGCAGCAUUAGCUAGUCUUACUCCAGGUGAAGCGCAUGAGUUACAUCCACAGAGUGACGAUCAACCAGCUAUAAUUGUACAUACCGCCAUGUUACCAGAAGCGGGUGGACCUAAUAUAUUAAGUGGCGCCAAACAACCAAUUGUACAGACAAAAUGUCCCGAACGAGCGUAAAUGUAUGGUUAGAGAAAAGAGGCUGUUAUCUGUAGAAAUGUUGUAUUGAAAAAGUGAUGGGUUAGAUACUUUGAGUGUUAAAAAUAGGGUAAUGUGUAUGCUCUACAAUUACUAUAUAUUAUGAUAAAAUAUUAAUUUGGCGAUUUUCUUAUUUUUUGAAUAUUUUGCUACAUUUUAAAUUAAAUUUUUUUUAUCAUAUGUAAAAGCACAAUUUGAACAGUGACAUUUUUUGUUACAAGUGUUAUACGAUUUUGAAACUGUUAUACACCAUUGUGUAAUACUUGAAAUUUUCUGUCUAAACAGAUAACUUCAUUAAAUGCGUUAAGCUGGUUAUAAAAUAACAAGAUACACAGGAUUGCGUGAAAAACGAACAGCAAACUAGAACAUGAUUUUCUCUCUAGAUAAAGAGCAAAUCUUUCUCUCUAAAGAGAAAGCAAAUGAAAAUAUUAUCAGUUUUUCAUUAAAAUACAUCAUUUCUAUAUUUUACACAAAACUCUGCAUUAGCUGAUUUGACUUUGGAUGGAAAAGAGCAAUUUACCAAAUGAAUAUGCGUAGCCCGCAACACUGUAAAUGAAGUUAUCUGUUCAGUCAGUUUGAUGUAUAUUAAAGUAAGGCGUGAUCAUUGUUUACUAUAUGUGCUACUUCGCAUAUCGAGACAUGCAUGUAUGGCACACUAUACAUACAAACUCAAAUUAUUUUCGUGUCGAAAAUAAAUUUUAAACUACAUUUUAAAAACAAAUAUAUAUAAAUAAAAAAUUAUGCAGAUAUAUGUUACACAUAUGUAUAAGUGAAAUAAAAUAUUUUAAGUAUUGCAAUUAAAUUAAAUGUUUUAAACAAAUUUGAAAAAAAACCAUUAGAUUUGGUCUUAGCUUAAUUAUAAUACUAUACAAUAUAUAUAUAUUAAAAGAUGAACUAUAGAGC